Cyprinodon variegatus (sheepshead minnow) is the source of this 5839-nucleotide messenger RNA. RefSeq names its product histone deacetylase 5 (gene hdac5). Gene Ontology annotation, biological process: chromatin organization; negative regulation of transcription by RNA polymerase II. NCBI's taxonomy places the organism in Eukaryota, Metazoa, Chordata, Actinopteri, Cyprinodontiformes, Cyprinodontidae. The coding region runs from base 937 to 4347 and encodes 1136 amino acids. Gene Ontology annotation, molecular function: histone deacetylase activity. The record is from RefSeq and is a predicted model, not a curated record. Gene Ontology annotation, cellular component: histone deacetylase complex. The transcript has 28 exons.
AUAUACUCCAGUGACUUUGAUGCUGCGAAUAAUAGCUAUCUGAUUGGAUCAAAUCGGCUUUCUGAUCAGGUUUUUAGGGAAGGAAUCAGGAUUCUCCGCUUCGGUCCUCCAACCCAGCUGCCCUGUUCUCCUUUCAUGCUGUCUCCCUCUCACUGCCUUUUUCUCUGAGCCUCGUUCUAAUUUUGGAAACAUGGAACCUCGGGGAGUGCUCUUUCAAAGCUAUUUACAUCUUUGCUGCUCUUCCUCCUCCUCUAAUUCUCUCUCUGUCCUCCUCAGCAAGGAGGGGAACAGCAAAAAGAUCCUUUGAUGUUACAGAGCAGGGGGAACUUGGCUUCUCCUUCGUCUGGGAAUUUUGUUGUUGUUCGGCUCACAAAAUCAGUCAUCGGGAUGGGAUUGAUAUGAACCUGGUUUUCCUUUGUUGGGAUUUUUGACCCAGACCAGCCACCGCAACAGAAUGAACAAACUUUCCUCCCUUUUGCUAAACACUGAUGGAUAGCUCACCAAGUUCACCAGCCGUUGUCACUGUUUUCAGGAGCCAGCAGAGGAUUUAGGGAGAUCUAUGGAAGCCUGGUCUCUUAUCAUUUACUAUUACUCUAAUCCCCUAAAUCCCAUUGGAGAGAGAACUUCCUGGAAACCAUACCUGCUUUGAAGAAGAAGAGGAAUUAAUUAAGGUGUCGGAGACCAAUCACAACAACACAAACCAAGCAGCCACAGAAGUCCCAAGCAAAUCUGCGAUCCCAACCGGGGCUGGAUUACGCAAUAAGACACUUGUGCUUGUGUUUUUUUUUUUAUUUGAUGGGGCAGUUAAGACCUAAUUGAGUAUUUUUGUUCCACAAUCUGUGGCAGAUUUAGCCUCUCUUAAACUAUGCUGCUACAUCUGAGGUGCAGCUGACUGCUUUCCCUUCACCUACUUAAGCAGCAGUUUUUUGUCCUGGCAUGCUGGUGCAUCCCACAGUGACAGGAUUGUGCACCAUGCUGCAGACCAUCUAUGAGACUGAAUCCUGUUUUUCCACUGGCAGCACAGACAGCCGCCACAAGCCUCUGGAGCUCCUCAACGGCAGCAGGGGCACUGGUGCUGACAUGACUGCUGCUGUCUUGGAGGUAAAUAGCAGCCUACCAUCAGGUAUGCAGAGCCCAGUCGAAGAAACAAGUGAGCAACGAGGAGGCGGGGGGGAAGGCGGUGGUGGUUCUGGAGAAGGCCCAGGUGGAGGUGGAUGCCCAGUCGACCUGAGAACAGAGCCCAGGGUGGGGUCUCUGUCUGGUGGCGGAGCAGUGGACACUACCCUGAGAGAGCAACAGCUUCAGCAGGAGCUGGUGCUCCUCAAACAGCAGCAGGAACUCCAGAAACAGCUGCUGUUUGCUGAGUUUCAGAAAAAACAUGAAGUGUUGACAAGACAACAUGAGGUUCAGUUACAGGAGCACCUAAAGCAACAACAGGAGCUGCUGGCAGCAAAACGGCAACAAGAGAUGGAGCACAAAAGGAAACUGGAGCAACAAAGGCACGAAGAACAGGAGAAACAGAGAAUGGAACAACAACUGUUGCUGCUGAGGAACAAAGAGAAAAGCAAAGAGAGCGCCAUUGCCAGCACAGAAGUCAAGCUAAAGCUGCAGGAGUUCCUUCUCAGUAAGAAAGAGCCUGGUCCAGGAGGACUCAACCAUUCCUUCUCCCCAAAGUGCUGGGGAGGCCAGCACACCUCAUUGGAGCAGAGCUCUCCACCUCAGAGUAACACCCCCGGAACCCCUCCCUCCUAUAAACUCCCCUCUCUGCUCGGCAACUAUGAGGGUAAAGAUGACUUCCCUCUCAGAAAGACGGUCUCGGAGCCGAAUCUGAAGGUCCGCUCCAGGUUGAAGCAAAAAGUGGCUGAGAGGCGUAGCUCCCCGCUCCUGCGCAGGAAGGACGGAACCGUCAUCAGCGCCUUCAAGAAAAGGGCCAUUGAGAUAUCAGUUUCCACCCUCUGUAAUAGCGCUCCAGGUUCAGGUCCCAGCAGUCCCAACAGUUCCAACACAGCGAUCGCCAAUGGCAACACGGGAUCAGUCCCCAACAUACAGACUGAGCUGAGAUCUCUUCAUCAGACUCUGGGGGCUGAUGGGACAUUGAGUCAUCUUAGCCUCUACACUUCACCCUCCCUACCCAAUAUCUCCUUAGGCCUUCCAGCCAACACACACAUCACAGCACCUCAGAAGCUGACCAAUCAGCAGGAGGCAGAACGUCAGGCCAUCCAGUCCUUACGAGGGGGCGGAGCUCUUACGGGAAAGUUCCUCUCAACUUCUUCCAUACCUGCAGGUGCUGCUCAUGAUGUGGAGACUCCGCCCCCCAACUCUCAUUCAGCCCAUUCCUCAUUGCUGCAACAUGUCCUGCUGCUGGAGCAGGCCCGACAACAAACAGCUAUGCUCGGGCCCAUGUACAAUCAAUCACCACUGGUUACUGCAGAAAGAGGCGUCAGCACUGGAAUGCGGCCCAUCACCAAGCUGCCCCGGCAUCGACCAUUGGCUCGCACACAAAGUGCUCCUUUACCCCAGUCACCCCAGGCCCUGCAGCAGCUGGUAGUCCAACAGCAGCACCAGCACUUCCUUGAGAAACACUACAAGAUGUUAUCAAAAGGGGGGGACCUCCCUAGACCACCACCCACUCACCCUGAGGAGAUAGAGGAGGAGCUAACAGAGAACAAUGACAUGCAGGAAGACGAAGGGGCGGGGCAACACAGGCUGCAGAAGGAGGGAUCAGAUGACAGCAGCCAUUCAUCUGAGCGAAUAGGUGUGCACAUAAAGGGGGAGGAGGAGCCCAGGAUAAUGCAUGUAAAAGGCGACAGCACGGAGAGUGAGCUGGAUGAAGAUGAGGAAGAUGAUGAUGUCAUCCAGCUAAGAGAGAGCGAGGAAGAGGAAAGGGGCAGCUACAUGCAGCAGUCUUUGCAGCAUCUGAGUGUGUUUUCGUCCUCGCUGCCCCACAGACCUCUGGGAAGAGCCAAGUCGUCCCCUGCAUCCGCUGUCAAUCCCAUCAAACACCUCUUCACCACCGGAUUGGUAUAUGAUAGCCUAAUGCUGAAACAUCAGUGUGUGUGUGGUAACGCUCACAUCCACCCUGAGCAUGCUGGGAGGGUCCAAAGCAUCUGGUCCAGACUGCAGGAGACUGGUUUACUGAGUCGCUGUGAGAGGAUUCGUGGGAGAAAAGCGUCUCUAGAUGAGAUCCAGUCGGUCCAUUCAGAGUUCCAUACCUUGCUGUAUGGAACUAGCCCGCUCAAUCGUCACAAACUGGACCACAAAAAGCUUUUGGGUCCUAUCAGCCAGAAGAUGUAUGCUGUUCUUCCCUGUGGGGGGAUAGGGGUGGACAGUGACACCGUGUGGAAUGAAAUGCACUCAUCAGCGGCAGUCCGCAUGGCAGUCGGCUCAGUUAUUGAGCUGGCCUUUAAAGUGGCUGCAGGGGAACUAAAGAACGGCUUUGCAGUCGUGCGUCCACCUGGUCACCAUGCUGAGGAAUCCACAGCCAUGGGGUUUUGUUUCUUCAACUCAGUAGCCAUCACUGCCAAGCUGCUGCAGCAGAAGCUUGGAGUGGAAAAGAUCCUGAUUGUGGACUGGGACAUUCACCAUGGCAACGGCACCCAGCAGGCCUUCUACAAUGAUCCAAAUGUUCUCUACAUAUCUCUGCAUCGGUACGAUGAUGGAAACUUCUUUCCUGGCAGUGGAGCACCAGAGGAGGUAGGCUCAGCAGCAGGAGUUGGAUUUAAUGUAAACAUAGCAUGGACUGGAGGGGUGGAGCCUCCUAUGGGUGAUGUGGAGUACCUCACUGCCUUCAGGAGUGUGGUAAUGCCCAUCGCCCAGCAGUUCAGUCCCGAUGUGGUCCUGGUGUCGGCAGGCUUUGAUGCAGUGGAAGGUCAUCAAUCUCCUCUGGGGGGCUACAAUGUUUCUGCACAAUGUUUCGGUAAGCUGACGCAGCUGCUAAUGGGACUGGCAGGAGGGCGAGUUGUAAUGGCACUGGAAGGCGGUCAUGACCUCACUGCUAUCUGUGACGCUUCAGAGGCCUGCGUUUCUGCACUCCUCGGAGAUCUGUGUGACUCUGGGUUUCAGUGGCCUCCAGAGAAACCUUGUCCAAAGGCUUGUGCCUCCCUGGAGAGAGUAAUAGAAAUCCAGAGCAAACACUGGCCGUGUCUCCAGAGCUUGUCUCAAACCAGCGGCCAGUCCCUCCUUGCAGGGUCACCAGGGGCCCAGGGCCAGUCUGAGAGGGAUGAGGCUGAGACGGUCAGCGCCAUGGCCUCACUGAGUGUUGAUGUGGAGCAGCCAUGUUCAGUUCCUGAAAGCAAAGAAACCAGCAGGUCAACAGAGGAGCCAAUGGAGGAAGAGCCUGUCUUGUAAAGUGGAACUCAUUCCCAGAGAAGACAAAAACACCUCCACCUCCUUCUAGCACCUCCUGCUCCUCCAUAGUGUGUAUGUACAGACACACACACAUACACAGCACACACAUAGGUAGUGUGGGACUGAAUGCUUGUGGAGGACUCUGAUUGGCUGAAAACAUUCACACGAGGUAGGCGAGGCAAUCCUGUACAACAGCAGGAACGCAUCUGUUUUCCUCUGGUUCAUCCGUGAAAGGAGGUGCAGACGACUUGUUGGCAUCUCCGUGGAAACCAAAGACGAGGAGCAUCAGCAAGGUCUCAUUUUUCUAUACAGCACCAGUUCACAACAUCACCCGACUUUGUCCAGUUGUUCUUCUUUUUUAUUUCCAAUCUACGCCUCUGUGUCCUCAGAGGAACGGAAUAAAAAAAAACUUUUAUCUGGUCGGAAUGUCGGACAUCGAGCGGACGACUUGUCUUCUUGAGUCUGUGUCAGUGAAAACAUCAGGUGAAACGUGUUUUUACAAAAUACUGGGGGAGCAAGAACUAUUGGUGCCUUUUUCUCUGUCUGAUAACACGAAUUAUUCAAUCAGAAUCUACAUUUCACUGCCAGUGCACCUCAGCCAAGCAAACAGCCAAUAAGGACUGAAGAACUGGUCGGAUGGAGAACACACGGCCACACAUAUACUGCUGUUGCUUUACUCACUCAGUGUAUAUCGUAUUGUUUCUUAUAUGUGUUUUUCAUCUGAAUGCCUUAGUUUUUCAUCUUUUUUUCAACGAAGAUGGGAUCAGAGGAUUUGGUGAGCUGUACAUUUUUCAGGUAUUCCUAAAAAGACAUCGUCAGCACAAGUGGAAAUGUUUUGUUUUCUUUUUUUAUUUAAAAAAAGAAGAAGCUAAUUUGAAUGUUUGUAGUUAGGUUAAUGUAAAAUCAAUUCUGAGGAUACUAUCUCAGGAUACGUUCACCUUAUACAAAACAUGUGCAUCACAAUGCGGUCCUUCAAACCCAUCGGUUGUUUCUUUUAUAAGUCGUGUGACCUGAGCCCCCACCCUAUUCUCUUCUCUAAAGGAGAUUUUGGAUUCUGGCACUUUUUCAAAUAUUACAAUGGCUUCCCCUUGCUUUCAUUGUAUAAUUAACACUAGUAUUUCUUUUUUGGUGUAAUUACUGUCCACCAUCAAGUUGCACACUGUAACAUCACAGCAUGUGGUAGUGAGGUCUGUUUUUACUACAUCUGUACAUAUGUGUAUGAAUAAACUACAAAAUACUUUCUCCUUUGUAUGAAAAUGGAAAAAAAAAACAAAUAUUUAAACAGUGUUUUAACCAAUCAAAUUAGAUUUCUGAAUAUAUUCUAUUGGAAAAUCUGAUAUUUUAAACAUUUGGCUAUUUGACAGGGAGCUAGUGCACGGCUUGAUGGCAACCGCCGUCACCGCAGCCUGCUUGUUUGUUUGUUUACAGAUGCCAAGGGAUGAAUGGAUGUGUCUUUUGGUGGAGGAUGUUGCGCUGGCAGGACCAUUACUCU